Molecule: messenger RNA, 1383 nt
Organism: Hydra vulgaris (swiftwater hydra)
Lineage: Eukaryota; Metazoa; Cnidaria; Hydrozoa; Anthoathecata; Hydridae
Source: RefSeq, a predicted model, not a curated record
UUCUUUAAAAAAAAAUCUUUUUUUUUAAGAAAGUUCGUAUAUGCUUCGAUGUUGCCAUAUCUGACGGAAAAUGAUAAAGAAAUAUUAGGUGCAUACGUUUCCAUGUUUCUUUAAUUUACGUUAAUUUAUUUAUCUAAGAGUUACUCGAUGUAUAGUUUUAAAAAUGUGCGAUAGUGGUUGCAUUUAUCUUGUUUGUGGUUGUUUUAUGGCAAGCUUGGUUCUGUGCUUGCUUUGCGCUUUGUAUGCCGCACUAUGCAAAUCAAAAAAAAUUGAAAGCUCAUGGCCACCGCCUCAAAAAAAUGCAGUAUUACCGGCAAUAGUUCUUCAGAAUAAUGCUUUAAAAGAUGAUCGUUCUAUAAAUGAUAUCUACUACGAAGGCAGUGUACACAGUGUUGACAGUAGUAUAUCAAACCACAGCCAGUUUAACAAUCGAGUAAUAAAACCAUUUACUUUGGAUCAGACAAGACACAUGUCCUAUAAUCUUGAUGAUCGGUACUAUAAUCCAACAAAUUUUUUAGACAUUUCUCAGAGAUCAAAAUCUUAUCCAAAUGAAAAGUUGGCUACUAAGAUGUUUUUAUCAGAUCUGUAUCAAAAGCAGGCGUCAUCAAACUGGUUAUCUAACGUAAACCUUAACGAAGAAGAAAAUAAUGCAAAGCGAUUAACUAAUGAUAAAAAGAAUCUCGAUGAAAAUUAUUCUAAUCGUCUGCAUUCAAACCAGUCAGAAAAUUUAACAUGUUUCAGACUUGGUUUAAAAAGUGCAACUAAUAUUCGCAACCAGUCUCCUCGCAGUUUAGAGUUUUUAAAUAUAUCUAAUUUAGCAAAGACUACUGUUAUGGAGGAAAACGAAGAUUACAUAGAAGAAUCAACUCCUGGGUCAGCAAACAAUGAAAAGGCAGAAAAUGUCAAGUCAUGACAAAAUUCUUUUUAUGAUGAAAUAUUGUAUAAUAAACAGUAGGUGGUGAACAAGUUAAAAAGAAACUAUAUAUUUAUAUACUCAAAAUUUAUAAAAUACUCAAGCAGUUUAAGAAUAAACUUGGAAAUAGAGCAUUGUAAAAUGAAGUUAAUUAUGAAGAAAAUUAAACAUUUACAAAAGUUAAAUACACAGUUACAAAAGUUAUAACUCAUUAUUUAUCUAGGAUUUUUAACUUGAGUAAAACCUUUUUAAAGUAAGUUUUCAUCAAACAAAGUUGAUUAAAAUCAACCAUGUUGAAAAGCAUCAAUAUUUAAAACGUUUAAGUUUUACUUGUAUUUUGUUUUGAAAGUAAUUGCGUAAUAUAAUGUAAACAAAAAAAUGUCAUUUCAAUUUUUUUCUAGAUAUUUUUUUAUCAGAUCUGUAUAAAAAGCAGGUGCAUCAUGAGAGAGAUCAUUAAAUAUAUUUACCAC